Messenger RNA from Haemonchus placei, 774 nucleotides. The record is from the annotation of a GenBank genome assembly. NCBI's taxonomy places the organism in Eukaryota, Metazoa, Nematoda, Chromadorea, Rhabditida, Trichostrongylidae.
AUGGGUCGAUUAGAAGACGCAAAGAUAUGUUAUCUGAAAGCUAUUGAAACGCAACCACAGUUCGCUGUGGCUUGGUCUAAUCUCGGUUGCGUGUUCAAUGCUCAAGGUGAAAUCUGGUUGGCAAUCCACCAUUUCGAAAAGGUCGGUUACCAUUCUUCAAGUAAUGCAUGUGGAGAAGCCACUGUGUAUUCCUUGCAGCCGUGGAUCAAAUUUUUGCAGGGUCGUGCUGUUCAGCUUGAUCCAAACUUUUUGGAUGCAUAUAUCAAUCUUGGAAAUGUUCUCAAGGAAGCGCGAAUUUUUGACAGAGCUGUUGCUGCUUACCUUCGUGCUCUUAAUCUGGCUUCAAACCACGCCGUCGUUCAUGGAAAUCUAGCAUGUGUUUAUUACGAACAGGGACUGAUUGACUUGGCCAUUGAUACGUAUCGUCGCGCAAUUGAGCUGCAACCAAACUUCCCAGAUGCAUAUUGCAAUCUUGCAAAUGCUCUGAAGGAGAAGGGUCUAGUACAAGAGGCGGAGAAUGCUUAUAUGACCGCAUUGGGGCUAUGUCCAACUCAUGCCGAUUCUCAGAACAACUUAGCUAACAUUAAGCGAGAACAGGGAAAAAUCGAAGAGGCUACGCGACUUUAUCUUAAAGCACUUGAGAUAUAUCCUGAGUUUGCGGCUGCUCACAGUAACUUGGCAUCGAUUCUUCAACAACAGGGAAAACUUCAGGAAGCCAUAUUGCAUUAUAAGGUUGGUUUACCUUCUUCUAUUGCGGUGUUUGGUAUGGUGUGA